UUAACUUCAGACAUUUUCCACUUCCUUUCUCAUUAACAACUGCAGCUAACAAUUCAAAAUCAAUCAUAAGGAUGGACGCCGAAUAUGAUACAAUACCGAAAGUGGUUAUAUAUAUUAGACAAUACUGCAUACCGAUUUUCUUGUGUCUUUCUUUGGUGGGCAACAGUCUAUCCGUGUGUGUACUCUUUUGCACAAAACUACGUUACCAUUCAUCCAGUAUCUACUUGGGUGCACUUGCGAUGAGCGACAUUGGUGUGUUAGUGACGUCAUUCAUGUUAUGGUUGUUUUUCAUGGAAAUUCUACUUUAUGAAUUUUGGUUGACCAUUCUUUUCAUUGGUUUACGAUUUUUAUUUUGUUUCCUGAGUGUGUGGAUUGUAGUGGCCUUUACAGUUCAACGAUAUAUAGCGAUCAAGUGGCCACUUCGUCGCUCCUUGUGCACAGUUAAUCGAGCGAUAAUCACAUUGAUUGUACUGGCGGGAUUAGCAGUUUUAUACUCUAUCCCUUGGUUUAUUCUGUUCAGUAUUUUGGCGUACAAUCUAUUACCUAGAGAAUAUAAUACAAUGAAACUCUGGAUAAUAAGUGUAAGCGCCAUUGAUACUAUCAUAACGUUUGUCUUACCAGCAAUAAUGAUAGCAAUUUUUAAUGGCCUAAUAAUGUACAACAUUCGCAAGCAUAAUCGUAUCCAAAGAAACUUGAUUUUAAGUUCUGCUGCUUCCAAUAAGAAAACACAAAGUUCUGACAAUGAAGAGUCACACAUUGAAGUCACAAAAAUGCUUGUUAUUAUUUCAAGCUUAUUCAUAUGUUUGAAUAUACCUCUACAAAUAGGGAAUGCGGAUAUUUACAACCUUUAUCCCAUUGGCAUAUUUUUAAAUCUUAUAAGUUACGGAAUAAACUUUGUUCUCUACAGCGCAACUGGGAAGAAUUUUCGCAAAGAAUUGAUUCGCAUCUUUACAAAACGUUCAGAUAGUACAUAGAAUGAACGAAGGUAUAGACAUGAAAAAUUUUGCGGAACAAUGCGAUUGAUACUUUAAUCAUUCAAUUGUUAUAAGGUUUAGUAUUUAUGCUUAAAUAUACUUGGACAAAAGGAACGGGACUCGUUUGUUAACAAUACGUAAAAUGAAAAAUUCUUGAGAAACGCUUAAACUCUUGUUCACGAUAUCACAAUAUAGUAUAUAAAUAUAGUUAAGUAUAAAUAGUUCAAUAAGCACGUUAGAAGUACUGAAAGAUAUUAAAAGUAUCAAGAUAAGAAAGAUGCAUACACCGAUACAGUGCACGGAAAAAUAUUGCAACAAUUAUACGUUCUUCAACUAGUAGAUCCACACAAAGAAAUGUUGUAAAA
Messenger RNA from Linepithema humile (Argentine ant), 1339 nucleotides. The record is from RefSeq and is a predicted model, not a curated record. Lineage: Eukaryota; Metazoa; Arthropoda; Insecta; Hymenoptera; Formicidae.